AAGCGCUCUAACCACGUCCUGCUCGCCCCGCCUGCCGCAGGUUUCCAAUUGAUUCUGUUCGCGGAAACUCAGAUACUUCUGCCAUAUGAAGUCGAACAUGGCAGAAGAAGACGACUACAUGUCUGAUUCCUUCAUUAAUGUCCAAGAAGAUGUCCGACCAGGCUUGCCAAUGCUGAGGCAAAUCCGGGAAGCCCGACGCAAAGAAGAAAAGCAACAGGAAGCUAAUUUGAAAAAUAGGCAGAAGAGUUUAAAAGAAGAAGAACAAGAGAGACGUGACAUCGGGUUGAAGAAUGCACUAGGCUGUGAAAACAAAGGGUUUGCUUUGCUCCAAAAGAUGGGCUAUAAAAGUGGUCAGGCCCUCGGCAAGAGUGGAGAUGGUAUUGUUGAACCAAUUCCCCUCAAUGUCAAAACAGGGAAAAGUGGCAUUGGUCACGAGGCAUUAUUAAAACGGAAAGCAGAGGAAAAAUUAGAAAGCUACAGAAAAAAGAUUCACAUGAGAAACCAAGCUGAAGAAAAAGCUGCAGAACAGUUUCGAAUGCGACUUAAAAAUAAGCAAGAUGAAGUGAAGCUAGAAGGAGAUCUCAGAAGAAGCCAGAGAGCCUGUCAGCAGUUGGAUACUCAGAAGAAUAUUCAGGUUCCCAGAGAGGCAUGGUACUGGUUGAGGCUUGAAGAGGAGACUGAAGAAGAGGAAGAAGAAGAGCAAGAUGAAGAUGAAUAUAAGAGUGAAGAUUUAAGUGUAUCGGAAAAAUUACAAAUAUUGACUAGUUAUUUAAGAGAAGAACACCUGUAUUGUAUUUGGUGUGGAACAGCCUAUGAAGAUAAAGAAGAUCUGUCUUCAAAUUGCCCAGGACCAACUUCCGCAGAUCAUGACUAGAUGAUUCUCAAUAAAGUAGAAGCUUGGCAAAUGUUAUUGUUUCCUAAAGAUAAACAGUUGAGCAGUUAGAACUCCCAAACUUUUGAUGCCAGUAAAGGAGGGACUUUAUAUAUUUUGUAUAUUAUAAGUACUUUGUACUUUAGCAUAUAAUUGUUUACUGACUUUAGAAACAUAAUGGAAUAGCAUUUCAGAACACAAGUAUUGUAGACAUGGGCAGUGACAAUUUAUGACUCUGUUUUGAUGCUUACAGGAUUUAGAUACCAACUAGGAACUCUCUUAUUCCCUUCUUCACUUUGGAACAAAUUGAGAAAUAAGACGUGGGAGUUAGAGAGAGAGCAAAAUAGAAAUAUCAGCUUUAUUAUCAAUGAAGCUGAAAUGGAGAGCAAGUUGACUUGUCCUACGGUCAGGCUCCCUGAGAGAUCGCCGUAUCUGGAGAGAACUGCAGACCUGGCCUCUCAGGGACUGAGCCCAUCUUUGUGUUUGGAGACCAGUUAGUUCUUAAGGUGAGAGACCCAACCCACCAGGGGUAGGUCACCCACGCUCAGUUCCUUUUCCCAAAAUCACUCAUCAGAUGAGACACCUCUGUGUUAUGAGGGAAUGAAUAUGGAUUCACAGAGCUUGUUCCCAUUCUUCGCUCUUCCAAAGAGCAAGAAGAAGGUCCCUUCCCUCCAUGCAAGCAUGGAGAGGAGAGGAAAAGUAUCCCCCUCAGUAAGAGAGAUGUCAGAGGCAAUGUUCCAUUAAUAGUACUGAAUUCUUUUCAGUUUUAGAAAUAAAGUAAUUAUGAUAUGCUGUA
Molecule: messenger RNA, 1667 nt
Organism: Vicugna pacos (alpaca)
Lineage: Eukaryota; Metazoa; Chordata; Mammalia; Artiodactyla; Camelidae
Gene: GPATCH11
Product: G-patch domain containing 11
Cellular component (GO): kinetochore
Molecular function (GO): nucleic acid binding
Source: RefSeq, a predicted model, not a curated record